AAUUAGUGUUUUAGAAUUUUAACAGAAUCAAAAUUAUGGGCUCGCCGGUUUUUUUUAUAACUUUUAUCACAUUACUAUGUCUAUUUUCAUUGAUGAGUACGGCUGAAGCUAAUCAAUUUAAAAUUGUGGGAGGUUUCGAAGCCAACACCUCGGAUGCUCCAUAUAUGGCCUCAUUGCGUUAUGCACACGAAGAGGCUGAUGCACUGGGCAGUGGGCAUUUUUGUGGUGGGACUAUUAUUAAAGAUCGUGUAAUUAUUACAGCAGCUCAUUGUAUAUUUAGAAAGAACCAAACUGAUGUAUCGGUUGUAGUGGGAUCCAAGUAUCUUUUCCGCAGUUGGCCGACAACGAAGAAGCUGAAAGUCUCAUAUUGGACCUAUCAUGUAAACUAUAUAAGGGCAAGAAGUACAACCUACGAUAUUGGAGUGAUAUUCACAAUUGAAAAUAUAGAACCCGUUAAUGGGGCAAUCGCAUUUCUGCCCCUUAACACGGUGGAAUUAAGCCCUGGUACUAAAUGUCUAUUGUCUGGAUGGGGUCGASUUGAGCACAAUGAAUUCAAUACUUCAAACAGUCUGCAGGCAACGUGGCAAAGGCUUCUAGACAAAACGGCAUGUUUUAAGGUGAUUCGUAUGUAUAACAUAUUAUGCUCCGACUCAGGGUCUUCGACUGGAGCCGGUCUUGGUGAUACAGGUGGUCCGUUGCGAUGCAACGAUAAACUUGCGGGAGUUAUCUUCGCCACAAACUUCAAAGGUAGCGUCUUAUAUGUAGAUGUCCGGACAUUUGCCGAUUGGAUAGAAAAACAGAUUAAAAAUGGAAAAAAUGGAAUAAUGCCACUUGGUUCGUUUUGCAUUGAGAGAAACGUUGUUUUGGUCAUCAGCAUUUGUGUGGCCACCAUUUGCAAGCCGGGCAUUCUAGACAUUUCGUCGUACUCAAACUAAACGGAGUUAUUUCCGAUGAGUCCGUAGGUUUUAUUAUUUUACUUUAUUAAAGAUUCCUACUUUCCUCUGAUAUUGAUGAUGAUGUUGUUGUAUUUACAUCUCAGCCAUACAAUGUCCAUUGAUCUCUAAAUAUCUGUAAAAAUAUGUACUCUUUCAAAUUCAAUAACA
Drosophila arizonae is the source of this 1103-nucleotide messenger RNA. Its product is annotated as mast cell protease 1-like. The record is from RefSeq and is a predicted model, not a curated record. Gene Ontology annotation, biological process: proteolysis. Lineage: Eukaryota; Metazoa; Arthropoda; Insecta; Diptera; Drosophilidae. Gene Ontology annotation, molecular function: serine-type endopeptidase activity.